This is a messenger RNA of Mytilinidion resinicola, 593 nucleotides long. RefSeq lists its product as uncharacterized. The coding region runs from base 155 to 496 and encodes 113 amino acids. The transcript has a single exon. Lineage: Eukaryota; Fungi; Ascomycota; Dothideomycetes; Mytilinidiales; Mytilinidiaceae. The record is from RefSeq and is a predicted model, not a curated record.
AGGGGUAUCCGCCAUGCCUCAACUUACCUGGCCCCAACACAACACUUGAAGCUUGACACCAUUCACCGAAAAGUUGGUCUUGAGAUUUUCUACAAAUCUCUCUGAUUUUCGAAUGUAGUUGUAUAUCGCAACUAGGGUUGUGUGCGGCUCCAUCAUGGGUAAGUACUCGUCGAGGCUACAUCGGUCCUUCCUACUUUUUGCUCACCUCCUGCAUCAUCGACACCUCGCAAGGGCCGUUGUCAGAGCGAUCGGAAGCUGCAUUACAAGACCUCGGAAGGGGCCAACCGCGUCUAUUUUUUCGUUCUGGGAUUGGUUCGAUAGAAUGAUAGGGGCUGAAGCUCAUGUUGUUCAUCCUCAACACUCCCCUGAAGAGUCUUCUUGGGCGAGGAAGGGCAGGAUCUCCUGUAUCUGUAAGGGCCUUUUUCAGUUCAUUUUCUUACUCUGGGUUCUUCUAUUGGUCAUCAAUGUUGUCAAGACGGGUGUGAACUCAUCCUAAUCGAUGGUGCCGGGAAAUGACAUCCCGAAAUGCUAGACUGAGAGGCGUCUCAAGAAUACCAGUAGCCUUUCAAACUGCAGCUCCUCGACGUCUAGAU